Nannospalax galili (Upper Galilee mountains blind mole rat) is the source of this 2087-nucleotide messenger RNA. RefSeq names its product U2 small nuclear RNA auxiliary factor 1 like 4. Gene Ontology annotation, cellular component: U2AF complex. Gene Ontology annotation, molecular function: metal ion binding; RNA binding. Lineage: Eukaryota; Metazoa; Chordata; Mammalia; Rodentia; Spalacidae. Gene Ontology annotation, biological process: mRNA splicing, via spliceosome. The record is from RefSeq and is a predicted model, not a curated record.
AUACGCAUGCGCAGUAGUGCGCGAGCGCUGCCCCUAGAGGCAGCGUAGAACUACACUUCCCGACGCUCCUAAGCAACGGAAGUGACGUCAGGAGCAGGCGCGUUCGCGUGUUGGGGGGAAAAUGGCAGAAUACUUAGCUUCGAUAUUCGGGACUGAGAAGGACAAGGUUAACUGCUCUUUUUACUUUAAGAUUGGGGCCUGCCGGCACGGAGACCGGUGCUCCCGACUUCACAACAAACCGACUUUCAGCCAGACCAUAGUGCUGCUCAACCUGUACCGGAAUCCACAGAAUACGGCCCAAACCGCCGAUGGAUCACAUUGUCACGUGAGCGACGUGGAGGUGCAGGAACACUAUGAUAACUUCUUUGAGGAAGUGUUCACAGAACUGCAAGAGAAGUAUGGCGAGAUUGAAGAGAUGAAUGUGUGUGACAACCUCGGGGACCACCUCGUUGGCAAUGUCUAUGUUAAGUUCCGGCGAGAGGAGGAUGCAGAGCGGGCUGUGGCUGAACUCAAUAACCGCUGGUUCAACGGACAGGCUGUGCACGCUGAGCUGUCUCCUGUCACUGACUUCCGGGAGUCAUGCUGCCGGCAGUAUGAGAUGGGGGAGUGCACGAGAGGUGGCUUCUGUAACUUUAUGCACCUGCGACCAAUAUCCAGGAAUCUCCGUCGGCAGCUCUAUGGACGGGGACCCAGACACAGGGCCUGUGGUUUCCUUCCACCCCCACAUCUAAGAAAAAGAACAGUUCCUUUGCGCUUCAACCACAGGCUCCACAGAGCCACUUGGAACCAGCUGCGAAGGAGGCUUGGGGUCCAGGUCUGUACUGAUCAAGUUUUCCUUAAGCAUCAUGAGGCCUUGUGGGUCAGGAGUUGGGCAGGAAGUAGACCAGCUCCAAAGAGGCCUUGGAAUUCUGCACUCCCACAUCCACUACUUCCCUCUGCCUCGGCUCUCUUGGAAAGUGUUGGAGUCGUGUUGAAGUCCUGUGGUCACAGCCUUCAGGCUGCAGGCUCCACCCAGAUGAGGCCCAGAUGCCCCCUCCUGAAGGCGGCAGCAGUGGCACUGUUUCUGACCCAGGCUGCAUCACUCAAAGUCUCUCAGUACUGCGGCCGCGUGGAGUACUGGAACCCUGACAACAGGUGCUGUGGCAGCUGCCUGCAGCGCUUCGGGCCUCCUCCCUGCCCCGACUACGAGUUUCUGGAAAACUGCGGGCUCAAUGACUUCGGCGACACUGUAGCACACCCAUUCAAAAAGUGUUCUCCUGGCUAUUGCAACCCCAAUGGCACAGAGUUAUGUAGCCAGUGUGGCAGUGGAGCCACAGCACCCCCUCGCACAGAGAUCCACGUUAGAACCCCAAAACACUGUAGAAAGAAGCCAGUCCCUCCCAAGGAUGUCUAUCCCCUGGCAACUGAAGCUGGAGUCUCUAGCUCACCAGGGAGUUCCAGUGUCUGGAAGACAACCAAGAAUGAGGUCUCCAUGCCAAGCUUUGUCCUGCCCUUGGUGCUGACCCUGUUCUUGGUGCUGUUCCUGAUCUUGGCAGUGGUUUUAUCCUCUUUGUUGAAGAGAAAAGCCCAUUCCCAUCCCCAUCCUGGCUUGGCUUUUGGAGACCCAAAUGCUUCCACACACACACCUUUCCCAGACACCCUGGAGGUAUUGGGCAACACAGGCAAGGCACCUCUGCUGCGACUCUCAAGCAGAGAACUCCAUGGCCUGGCCUCACAGCCCGUCUCUCUCUUGGAUGAACUGGAGGUUCUAGAGGAGCUGAUUAUGCUGCUGGAUCCAGAGCCAGGGCCUAGUGGGAGCAUGGCCUAUGGUACCACCCGACACCUGGCUGCAAGAUACGGGCUGCCUGCCACCUGGUCCACCUUUGCCUACUCACUGCGGCCCAGUCGCUCACCCUUGCGGGCCCUAAUUGAAAUGGUGGUGGCAAGGGAGCCAUCUGCCACUCUAGGCCAGCUUGGCACACACCUGGUCCAAUUAGGGCGAGCAGAUGCCCUACAGUUGUUAGCCAAGCUUGGCUGAGCCAGGGUUUGCUGGGACUUACUAAUAAAGCUUCCUUUGAAGCAAAUGCCUGCAACCUAUGGUCGUUAAA